Molecule: messenger RNA, 819 nt
Organism: Phaethon lepturus (White-tailed tropicbird)
Lineage: Eukaryota; Metazoa; Chordata; Aves; Phaethontiformes; Phaethontidae
Gene: CINP
Product: cyclin-dependent kinase 2 interacting protein
Exons: 5
Coding region: 1-687 (228 amino acids)
Source: RefSeq, a predicted model, not a curated record
AUGGAUGUGGGUGCGGGUGAGGAAGGUGGCCAGCACCUCGCUCGUGCCUCCGGCAGAACAAAAAGUCCUGCUGAUGGUACUCCAAGAAGACCUGUUGUAUCUGUCAAUGCAAGAAAAAUUAAAGAUAAUGCAGCAGACUGGCAUAAUUUAAUGAUGAAGUGGGAGAGACUAAAUGAUAAUGGAUUUACUACGGCAAACAAAAUAGUAAACAUGAAGAUCAGUGAGCAAUUUCAGGACAACAAACUGGAGAUCGCAUGUGAUAACAGUGCCACUGAAUCUGAAAAGCCAACUCUAAAAUACAAUGAGGAAUUGGAUAACUGCUGUGCAGAAUUACUAGAGACCUUAAAGCAUAUGACAAAAAUACAGCUGAAAAUGGAAAAGCUUACUUCAACUACUAAAGCAAUCUGUGACUUGGAAACAUUCCACCAUGGAGCUGGGAAUUGCACAGCGCCCUUCUUUCAUACAUGGCCCACACCAUACUUCUAUGAGGUUUCUCUGAAGCUCUCUGAAAUGUACAGGAAGGAACUACAACUGAAGCAAACAAUUGUACAAGAAAUCGCUCAUUCUGCUGACCAGGAUCUGAUGAUGGUCUAUUUAUCAUCGUGGUUAUACCAGCCUUACAUUGAGAACAGCAGCAAACUGCUACUCGAAGCCAUGCUGCUGGAAACAGGACAUAGACAGUGCUAGAAUUUCAAAUAUUACAUGGCUUGCUUCUAAAGAUGCUUACAUGACACUGAAAUGGCAAAUUGUAAGGCUUACCAAGUAAGUUGAAUUUUUGUAAAACUUAUUAAAAAUAUUUUCCCCUAUUUGUAUUUAUUA